UGGUCCAUCUGGUGCAGGUGAGCAAAAUGCUUUGCCAUGACUGCGGUUAACUCAUUUUGAAUAGGUAAAACAACGCUGUUGAGUAUCUUGAGUGGUAGACAAGGACAUGGCAUGGCUGUUGAAGGCACUUUACAUGUGAAUGGAGUUGAUGCAUUAGAAAGGAAUAGAUUGUUAAUGACAAAGUGUGGUUAUGUUGAACAAUAUGAAUUAUUCAUCGGAACGAUGACUGUCAAGGAACAUUUGAUAUUUCAGGCCAUGCUACGUUUGAAAGCGUCAAUAAGUGAUUCUGAUCGUCGUGCACGUGUUGAAGAAGUAUUGUGGACAAUGGAUUUGGAGAAAUGUCAAAAUACUAUUAUUGGUGUGCCAGGCAAAUUAAAAGGUAUCAGUGGUGGUGAACUAAAACGUUUGACAUUUGCAAGUGUGAUAUUGAAUGAUCCCAAAUUAUUGAUUGUCGAUGAACCAACAUCUGGGCUUGAUUCACAUUUGGCAAAAUCAGUUGUAAACAUUAUGAAAAAGUUGACAGACGAAGGAAAAACGAUGAUCACUGUUAUUCAUCAACCAACAUUAGAGAUUUACUCCUCACUCGAUAUGAUUAGCUUAUUAGUCAAUGGAAAACAAGCCUACUUCGGUGACCGCACUGAUACAAUGGAAUUCUUUGCAUCAUCACUACAACGUCCAUGUCCACCUAAUUAUAAUCCUGCAGAAUAUUACUUAACACAGUUAUCCUCGAAUACAAAUAAUGGAUUUGUUGGAAAAUGCAUCGAAACAUUUCAGCAUUCAUCAUAUAACAAAUCGAUGAUCGAAACGAUCCAUCAUAUGAACAAAAUAUCAACACAAAAGAGCGCCACAGAUGAGGAACCAGUCGAAUUAGAUUUUGAAUCUGGCUUCCCCCGUCAAAUGAAAUGGCUGUUAUGGCGAGCUUUUAAAGCCGGUUCGCGUAACCCGGUGCAGACAACUGAUUUAUUACUCAAAUUAUUAUUUCCGGCGUUGACCAUUUCAAUUAUCUAUUUUCAAUCGGCAACGAUGGACACACCGCAAACUGUUCAAAAUUCAAACGCUAUUGUACAAGUUGUUUUGAUGAGUAUAUGUACAUCAAAUUCGUUUGUAGUUUUGGCAACGCUUCCAAAUGUCAUGCACGUUUUUAUUCGCGAACGUAAACGUUAUUUGUACAAUACACCUGCCUUCUAUAUCUCUAAACUUAUAGCCGAUUUUCCGUUUUUUAUGACGAUGCCAAUUUUAUUUAUAACAAUUGUCUACUGGUCUGUUGGAUUUGCGGCUACUUUCAAAUUAUAUUUCCUGUUUUGUUUUGUUGGCGUUCUCGCAACACUGGCGAGCGUUGCUUUUAAUCACAUUUUUGCAGCUAUAAUGCCUUCAGUAGACAGUGCUGUUUCAAUUGCAUUACCUUUUAUUGAAACUGCCAUGCUUUUUACAGGAUUUAUGAUUAAUAAUAGAUCGGUACCAGUUUAUUUCAAAUGGUUCCAGUAUUCAACGUGGUAUUAUUAUUCGUACAGUGCCAUACUACUUGGUAUAUGGAAGCCUGUUCAUAACAUGACUUUCUGCCAUUCAACCGACUAUUGUUUUCAAACCGGAGCACAGGUAUUAGACUUUUAUGCCAUACCAGACAAGUUAGGAUUUGACGUUACCAUGCUGGUGGUGUUGAUAGCAGCUUAUCAUGUAGCUACAUAUAUAUUGAUUCUUAUUAGACUGAAACGCUCUUAG
Messenger RNA from Didymodactylos carnosus, 1719 nucleotides. The record is from the annotation of a GenBank genome assembly. Lineage: Eukaryota; Metazoa; Rotifera; Eurotatoria; Philodinida; Philodinidae.